Molecule: messenger RNA, 2275 nt
Organism: Vespa crabro (European hornet)
Lineage: Eukaryota; Metazoa; Arthropoda; Insecta; Hymenoptera; Vespidae
Product: cytochrome P450 4C1-like
Exons: 16
Coding region: 1-2025 (674 amino acids)
Molecular function (GO): iron ion binding; heme binding; oxidoreductase activity, acting on paired donors, with incorporation or reduction of molecular oxygen
Source: RefSeq, a predicted model, not a curated record
AUGUCUUUCAUCAUGGAAUUCACUGUAAUAUUAAUUAUUAUUGAAACGAUUUUAUUUGGAUUGCUCUAUGGAAUAGCAGAAUAUAUUUUAAAUAAAUUACAUAUGUUUAAUAAGAUUAAAGGAAUUUCUGGUCCAAAAGCAUAUCCAAUUAUUAGAAAUGUUCAUUCAUUUAUUGAUGAUACAGCUGCUUUAUUCAACCAAAUAUUAAAUCUCGGUAAGAAUUAUCAAUUAUUGAGGCGUGUAUGGCUAGAAACGAAAUUAUUUGUAAUCGUAGACAAUCCCGAAUAUAUCAAAAAGUGGGGACAGAAUCAAAUUUUGGUGAAAUCUCCGAUCUUUCUAGACUGUUCUUAUCCAAUCAAAAGUGAAAUGCCAGAUGUAAGUGGUAAUCACGUGAGCAAAGUCAGAUUUAUGUUUUCUUUAAAUAUUCCUCGCUUUUCUAUUCCAUCCUCAGUUUCUGUAAGGACAGAAGUGUGUUGCUUAUAUAUAUUCCUAUUGACACAAUUCAUCAUGUAUUUCACCGUAAUAUUAAUUAUUAUUCUAACAAUUUUAUUUGGACUAUACUAUGGAAUAGCAGAAUACUUUUUAAAUAAAUUACAUAUGCUUAAUAUUAUCAAUGGCAUUCCUGGACCAAAAGCAUUUCCUAUAAUAGGAAAUGCUCAUCUGUUUAUUGGCGACACAACUGCUAUAUUUAAACAAAUAAUAUAUCUUGGUAAGAAUUAUCAAUUAUUGUGGCGUGUAUGGAUAGGCACGAAAUUAUUUUUAGUAAUAGAGAAUCCUGAAUAUAUCAAGACUGCACUCAAUAGUCCAAAUAUGAUUGAUAAGAGCGAGGAAUAUGAAAAAUUGAAACCUUUUUUGGGCAAUGGAUUGUUAACUGCUCCAGCAUCAGUAUGGGAUUCACAUCGAAAAGUUUUAAAUAAAAUGUUCCUUAUGAAAAAUAUAAAGUCACAUAUAGAUGUAUUUAUUAAUCAUUCUAUCGCAUUAAUGGAAAAAUUGGAAACUUUUGUUGGAGGAGAAUUAGACAUUUUUGAUUAUGUCUUUCGCUGUACUUUGGAUAUAAUAUAUGAUGUCACGCUGGAUACGCAACUAAAUUCGCUGACAAAUCCGGAUUGUAAAUUAGCUGAAUCAAUAAAAUGUUUGAUGGAUAUAUCAAUAGAAAGAAUCGUUAAAUUAUGGUUACAUCCGAACAUAAUUUUUUAUAACACUGCUAGUGGAAUGAAAUUUCAGGCGUGCGUGGCUUGUCUGGAUAACGUAACAAACAGGAUGAUGAAAGAGAAAAUGGAAUCUAUGUUAACAAGUAAAAUUAAUCGGGAAUUGACGACGGAAAAAUUAGGACAAAAACAGAAGACACUUUUCGAUUUUUUAUUCGAGCUUUCAAACGAAGGAGAAGUAUAUACGGAGAAAGAUAUUCGCGAUGAAAUGAAUACAAUAAUUAUAGCUGGAAGCGAAACUUCAGCCACAACCAUUAGCUUUGUCCUCUUAAUGCUUGCAACAUUCCCGGAAAUUCAAGACGAAGUAUAUGAGGAAGUUAAUCGAAUUUACUGCUCGGACGAUCCAAAAUAUGUUCCAAUGACAUAUAAUGAUAUUAAAAGUAUGAAACUUUUGGAUCGUGUGAUCAAGGAAACAUUACGUCUAUUUCCUACAGGUCCUAUCAUCUCCCGGAAAGUGACGCAAGAUAUAAAAGUUACUAAAAAUUGGACUAUACCGGAAGGAUGUUCAGCAGUAUUUCUCAUCUAUAAACUACAUAGAAGUGCGAAAUAUUGGCCACGGCCAUUAGUAUUUAAUCCCGAUAGGUUCCUACCGGAAAGGAAUUGUUCUACGUAUUACUUUCCAUUUAGUUACGGUCGAAGAAAUUGCAUAGGUCAACAUUUCGCUAUGAUAGAGAUGGCAACAGUAAUCGCUACGCUGAUAAAAAGAUUUAGAAUUACAAUAGACAAGCCAAUAGAAAUUGCAAAAAUAGAUUUAAAGAUGAGCCUCACAUUAAAACCAGCAAAACCAAUAAGAUUAAAAUUUGAAAAAAGAAAUUAAUUAAAACAUAGAAUAUACAUGAAUGAAUAUAUUAGGUCGACCGGAAAGUAAUGUUGCUUUCUUACAUUAAAUUCAAACGAAUGAAUUUUUAUCAUGUUUUUAUUUUUAAUCACAAACACAUAUUGACAUGCGCCGAAAUGAUAUUAUUUUCCGGUCCACCUACAUACAUAAUUAAUAUGUUUAUACAUAACGAAUUCUGGGAGUGAUAACAUACAAUCUGUAGUAGAAUCAAAUUAUUAUCUGUAUAAAA